Molecule: messenger RNA, 11505 nt
Organism: Cladophialophora yegresii CBS 114405
Lineage: Eukaryota; Fungi; Ascomycota; Eurotiomycetes; Chaetothyriales; Herpotrichiellaceae
Product: transformation/transcription domain-associated protein
Exons: 2
Coding region: 1-11505 (3834 amino acids)
Biological process (GO): DNA repair; regulation of DNA-templated transcription
Cellular component (GO): NuA4 histone acetyltransferase complex; SAGA complex; nucleus
Molecular function (GO): transcription coregulator activity; protein binding
Source: RefSeq, a predicted model, not a curated record
AUGGAUGCCUCUCAGAAAAUAGAUCUCUAUGCUAGCAGGCUUAAUACGAAGACGAAAUCGAACAUUGCGACCGACCUCCGCGAUUCUCUCGAGAGCCUGUGUUCGCCUCCGCCUGUCUAUACGAAGUUCUUGACCAAGUUUUGGCCGGUCUUCAAGAAGAUCCUGGAGGGCAAGCCAGACUUCCACCCGACCUCGUUCGAGCACAUCCUGCGCAACCAGAUCCUCGAGGUCCUGCACAGACUUCAACAUGCGCCGCCCGAGGUCGAGCCUUUUGCGCUCGACAUGGUGGAAACACUGAUGGAAUUGGUGCGGGUGGAAAACGAGGACAAUGCGGUGCUGUGCCUGAAGACAAUCAUGGAUCUCGAGCGACACCAGCCCAGUGCGACCGCCUCCAAAGUCCAGCCCUUCCUCGACCUCAUCCAAGAGAUGUUUGAGUUGAUGGAACAGGUUGUGCACGAUACCUUCGAUUCGCCCGCGCCUCAUCAAACUUCGUCGUCCGGGGCCAAUCCGCAGAGCCAGACGUUCCAGUCUCCAAGACCCGCAUCGCCAGCCACGACCGUGUCUGAUCCGGGCGCGGAGAGAAAGGAACAUGCGCCGCUUGCCAAGGGGAUGCAGUCUUUCAAGGUUUUAUCGGAAUGCCCCAUCAUCGUUGUGUCCAUCUUCCAGGCCCACCGCAGCACAGUCGCCGCAAAUGUCAAGAAGUUCGUGCCGUCAAUCAAGGGCAUCCUAUUGUUGCAGGCGAAAGCGCAAGAGAAGGCCCACGCCGAGGCUGCAGCCAAUAAGUCCAUAUUCACCGGCGUUAGCAGAGAGAUCAAGAACCGGGCUGCAUUCGGGGACUUCAUCACCGCUCAGGUGAAGACUAUGAGUUUCUUAGCCUAUCUCCUUCGGGUCUACGCAAACCAACUCACGGAUUUCCUGCCAACUCUGCCAAGCGUUGUAGUCCGGCUGUUGAAAGACUGUCCGCGGGAGAAGUCUGGGGCUCGCAAAGAACUGCUGGUAGCGAUACGGCACAUCAUCAAUUUCAACUACCGGAAAAUCUUCCUGAACAAAAUCGACGAGUUACUAGACGAACGCAUCCUCAUCGGCGACGGACUGACUGUCUACGAGACGAUGCGACCACUCGCUUAUAGCAUGCUUGCAGACCUCAUACACCACGUCCGCGACUCGCUAGACCGGAACCAGAUCCGGCGGACGAUCGAAGUUUAUACGAAGAACUUGCACGACAAUUUUCCGGGCACAAGUUUCCAGACCAUGAGCGCCAAGCUCCUCCUCAACAUGGCCGAGAGCAUUACGAAACUCGAAAACAAGGAGGAGGCGAGGUACUUCCUGAUCAUGAUUCUUGAUGCCAUCGGCGACAAGUUCGCAGCUAUGAACUACCAGUAUGAAAAUGCACUUAAGCUGAGCAAACAGUAUGGAGAAAAGCCGAACGAGCAACAAACGGAGACAUACAUGGACGAAAAGGACCAACGACCUGACUGGGAUAAGGUGGACAUAUUCAGUGCGACCCCUAUCAAGACGUCGAAUCCGCGCGAGCGAGGUGCUGAUCCAGUUAACGACAAUAAGUUCCUGUUCAAGAAUCUCGUCAAUGGUCUGAAGAAUAUGUUCUAUCAGUUGAAGACGUGUAAUCCCCCUGGACUGAAUGUGGAUCAGGCCACCAUUCCAAUGAACUGGAGCGAAGUGUCAUUUGGCUAUAAUGCUGAGGAGACCCGGGUGAUCACCAAGCUCUUCCACGAAGGUGCUCGCGUCUUCCGCUAUUACGGUGCAGAGAAUUCUGUGCCGGACAUGCAGUACUCGUCCCCUGUGGACUUUAUGGCAAGCCACUCGAUGGCCCAAAUGACCCGCGAGGAGAAGGAACUGCUUGAGAGCUUCGGAACCGUCUUCCACUGCAUCGACCCUGCCACCUUCCACGAAGUCUUCCAGGCAGAGAUCCCGUAUCUGCACGAGUUGAUGUUCGAGCACACAGCCCUGCUACACCUACCUCAAUUCUUCCUGGCUAGCGAAGCAACAUCACCGGCGUUUGCAGGAAUGGUCCUGCAGUAUCUCAUGAACAAAUUGCCGGAAGUGGGCUCUUCAAAGAUCGUCCAAUCCUCCAUUCUGUUGAGAAUGUUCAAGCUGUCUUUCAUGGCAGUCACAUUGUUCUCUGCGCAUAACGAACAGGUGUUACUUCCUCAUAUCACGAAGAUCAUCACGCAGUGUGUGCAAUUAGCAGUCACAGCGGAGAAGCCGAUCCAUUACUUCAUUCUCCUCCGAUCGCUGUUUAGGAGUAUUGGCGGCGGACGCUUCGAACUCCUCUACAAAGAAAUCCUUCCGCUGCUUGAGAUGCUACUGGAGACUUUUAAUCAUCUGCUACAAGGCGCUCGAGAUCCGCACGACCGGGACCUCUAUGUGGAGUUGACGUUGACAGUUCCCGCACGUCUCAGCCACCUGUUGCCUCAUCUGAAUCAUCUCAUGAGGCCUCUGGUUGUCGCUCUGCGCGCAGGACCUGAUCUCGUUGGUCAAGGGCUCAGAACCCUUGAGUUGUGCGUUGAUAAUCUGACGGCAGACUACUUGGACCCAAUAAUGGCCCCCAUUAUGGACGAGCUGAUGACAGCUUUGUUCGAGCACCUCAAACCGCAGCCAUACCAACACUUUCACUCUCACACGACGAUGCGCAUUCUUGGCAAGCUUGGCGGACGCAACAGGAAGUUUCUGAACCAUCCUCACCAGCUUGCGUAUCGGCGGUACACCGACGACGAGCCCAGCUUUGACAUUCGACUCAAGGAGACCGCCCGGGAUCGAGCGUUCCCUCUGGACACCGGUGUCGACCUCGCGAUCCGCAAAGUGACGGAAGCGUCCAAGAGCACAAGUGGAAAGUCUCUUGAUCUGUAUUACAAGCAGCAAUCAUUCAAGUACAUCAGUAACCAGGUCAAACUGUUCGUAGGUUACGAUAAUCUUCCAGAUGACUUCGCUGCUCUGCUUCGGUUGCAGGCGAACGAUCUCCUUGCGCGGCGUUUCACCACUUAUGCUGAUAUGCUGGCUGAGAACGAAUUUGGAAAGUCGGUCCAAAAGCGGAGAGAGCAGGAAGAGAACCUGAAGAAGUUGCUCAAGGCUUGCUUCACUGCAACCACCGUUCCAGAUCUCAAGGCGCAAGCGGAAGCUUUCAUAUCGAACAUCUCACGCCAUUUCACAAUUGUGGAGCUUGGACAGGCUCUAUGCGAUGCCGGUCGACGAACUAAGGAAUUCGACGUCAACGCAAGCGAGGGGGCGGUUCAUCUCAGCACCCGGCUCCUGGCCGACGUUAUCUGCGACUGUCUAGCGUCAGAAAACGUUUACGUGCGUGAGGCUGCGGAGGCAUCGAUGACUUCCGUGCUUGACACAGCUCGCACAAUUUGUGGAAGCGACGAUAAGGCUGCCAAGCUGCCUUUCUUCACCCAUCUCACACAGACAUUCUGCCACCGAUGUCGCGAGGUUGAGUGGUUUACCAAGGAGGGCUCUACUUUGGGCAUCCAGAUCAUCGUGACAAAGAUGAACCUGGGUAACGCCUUUCUCAACAGCAAACAGCUCGAGAUCAUCAAGGCCCUGCUUUUCGUCAUCAAGGACACGCCCCAAGAAGUCCCGGCAAGCACUCGAAUUACUGCCCAAAAGACGCUGGAAUUCAUUCUCCGGAAGUGCUGCGCUGGCCAAACCAAGGAAAUGCUGACAAACGAAAGAAGCACGAUUCAUGCCCUCUCAGUCACCUUCAGCCUUGAGCUCUCACAUAUGAAUACUCAUGCACGCGAAACUGCGCAGCAGGCCUUCGCAACCAUGGCGGAGGUCGUCGGUGUUGAAGUGCAUGAGCUGAUUACACCUGUCAAGGAUCGAUUCCUACCUCCAAUAUUCAACAAACCCCUCCGGGCGUUGCCAUUCUUAUCGCAGACUGGCUUUAUUGAUGCCAUUACCUACUGCCUGGGUUUAGGUCAUGAUCUCGUCCCCUUGAACGACCAGCUGAAUCGCCUCAUGAUGGAAUCUCUGGCACUUGCAGACGCCGAUUCGGAGAUUCUGCACCCAAAACCCGAUGAGUACAACAACGCGCAGUUGAUUGUGAACCUGCGAGUCUCAUGUCUGAAACUUCUGUCUAUUGCCAUGAGUCUGCCUGAAUUUGCAGCUGGACCGCAGAACUCGAGCCGAGCUCGAAUAAUUACGGUGUUUUUCAAGCUGUUGUACUCGAAAUCGCCCGAAAUUAUCGAGGCCGCGAAUGCUGGUCUGAAGGAGGUACUAGUGCAAACCAGCAAGCUGCCCAAAGAUCUCCUCCAGAAUGGGCUGCGCCCCAUCCUGAUGAAUCUGCAGGAUUCGAAACGACUCACAGUGGCUGGCCUAGAAGGGCUGGCCAGGCUGCUCACUUUGUUGACCAACUACUUCAAGGUCGAGAUUGGUGCUCGUUUGCUAGAACACAUGAGGGUGAUUGCAGAUGAGCAGCUGUUGCAUAAAGUUUCUUUCGGUCUAAUCGAGCAAAAUCCGCAGAUGAAGAUCGUCACCGCGAUAUUCAAUAUCUUCCACCUCCUUCCGGCUGCAGCUACCAGCUUCAUGGGAGAUCUUGUCAACAGCGUACUUGAUCUAGAAGGAAAACUGCGGCGCACGGUCGCCAGCCCGUUCCGCCAGCCCUUGGUUAUGUAUCUGGACAAAUAUCCGAAAGAGACGUGGUCUUUCUUUCAGUCACGUCUCCAAGAGGAAAAGUAUGGUCGCUUUUUUGGGCAGAUCCUGUCCUCUGAUGCUAGUCCCGCGAUUCGCGAGGCUGUAAUGGGUGAUACGGAAGGGUUCAUCAAGGCUGCCUUUGAUGUCGAGAACGCUGAAGAACGACAUACCGCCGCAAUCAAUGGCAUCGACAUCGUCCAUUCCAUCUGCGCCAUGGACUCUGAAAAGAAAUGGCUCCACAAUCAGGAGCAGCUCAGAAUCAAGAUCUUGGCGGCCGGUCGAGAACUCGAGGAGCAACUUCGCAAAGACAGGUUGCAGGGUUCUCAGCGAUUGCGGGCGGAACAAAGUGGAGAUCAACUGAUGGAUAUAUUGACCCAGUAUCUAUCAUCUGCACCAGACGACCUCAGCUUCAUGAUGGAACUCUUCUCCUCCUCCGCCCAAGGGACGGUCAAGACCCCACUCAAGCUUACCAAGUAUCUCUUUGAGUCCGUCAUUUGCGACCAAUCUACGACUCGCCGAUACAAUAUCAUCGAGAAAUGUCUCGAUGUUUACUCGCAAAAGUCCGAACCUCAAAAGGUAAAGACGUUCUUGUUGCGCAACGUGGUCAAUCCCAUCAUGGCAAAAGAUGUACAGAACACGCGCAGCGAGGACAAUAAGGCCGGUACUCUCGCCGACAGCAAGUUGUUCAAUCUCUUCCUCGAGCGCCUUUGGAAGCCAGCCGCUGCUGAUGUGGUGGAUGACCUCUCGCAGCCAGGCGUGGAUCAUUCUCGAAUGGAAGCGCUGCAAUUGUCUGCUUUCAUUCUGAAGUACCACAAAGAUGCGGUGUCGGAGGAUCGCAAAGAUAUCAUCAAAUAUUCUUGGGGACAUAUCAAACUCGAGGACGUCAUCAACAAAUAUGCAGCUUAUGUCCUGAUCUGCUAUUUCAUCAGAUCCUACGAUACUCCUAUGAAGAUUGCAGUGCAGAUUUACAACCAACUCUUGAAAGCACAUCAAAAUGAAGGCAAAGCCCUAGUCACUCAAGCUUUGGAAGUGCUGGCUCCGGUACUACCGGCGAGGAUCGGCGCCAGCGCGAAUACACCUGGCGAGAAACGAUCGCCUUCCUGGGCUCGGCUUCCGCGCAAGAUCCUCAACGAGGAGACAGGCAAUUUGCAGCAGGUCCAGAGCACCUUCAAUUUCAUUGUUCGUCAGCCGGAUCUUUUUUACGAUUCCCGAGAGUUCUUUAUUCCUACAAUCAUUCAGAUGCUGCACAAGAUUGCCCCGCCACCGAAUCCCUCAAACGAAAAUAAGAAACUGGCGCUGGCAUUGAUAUCUUUGAUCCAGCAGUGGGAAAGCCGACGGGUCUCAGCAGUAUCACCAUCGCAGUCUACAGCCGAGCUCACUCCGUCGCGAAAGAGAGACUCUGCCGGAGAGCAAAAGCUGGCACCCCCACCAGCUAAAGAGAAGGCCGAAUAUGUGAUCCCUCUCGAGCUUCGAACGGCCGUUGUGAAGUACAUGAUUACCUUUAUCACGUCGGUCCCGGAACGCUACCCUAUGCCAGCUGCAGAACUCAAAUCCAAGACUAUGCAAAAGGCCCAGCAACAGCCAAUGUCGAAUGACAUGUGCCAGAAAGGCGUUCAGCUUCUUCGCGAGCUUUUGGCGCCCAAUCUAUGGACAGAUAUCGAUGUCGGUCUUUACGAAAAAUUGCUUGAUCCCAUUUUGAGUGGCGAGAAAGCAGACAAGGUCGAUGAAAAGCAGCUGACCUGCAUGAUCAACGCCCUGCAAGUCAUGUGCAUCCUGUUGAGUGUGAAGUCCAACGAGUGGAUCAUCAGCAACAUGGAAAAGAUUCAGAAACUCUUGGAAAAGCCACUCAAGAUGGAGGAACCUGAGAUCCAGGAUUGUUUGCACCUCAAUACGGGCGAUAACGAUUCACCCCCACUAGUGCGCCGGGUGCUGGAAGCCAUGCCGACAGUGAAAACGGAUGAUGCAGAUGGCAUGGACCUGGACAUCUCACCCUCCGACUUCGCUACUCGGUAUUCCAAGGUGUUGGUUGGUGAGGCGCUCUCCAAUGGCAACUAUAUCUCUGGUAUCAACAAUUUGUGGACAUUGUCGCUCGUUCGGCCGGCGGACGUGGAUGAACACAUCAAUGGCGCCAUGAAAGCGUUGCAGCACAAGUUGGCUAAAGAGCACAUCAACGCCUACGUGAUACCACCGGGACCGCCGCCACAAGGCUGGCGUCUUGGUGAGCCGUUGAUGGACCCCUACGAGUUUGCUCUCGGGGUCGAUUUGAUCAAAAAGACCGUCGACAUUCUGUCUUCGCGGAUGGGAGAACUCAAUGAGCAACGUCGACCGUUCCUCAGCGUGCUCGCCUCGCUCGUCGAGAAAUCCUUCAACGUCGAAAUGUGCAGUAAAGUGCUCGACAUGGUCGAGAAAUGGGUUUUCAACUCGACCGAACCCUGGCCGACGCUGAAGGAGAAGACUGCUGUGCUCCACAAGAUGCUCAUCUUUGAGAAAUGGCCAACUCAAACGCUUCUAGAACGGUUCCUCGACCUGGUCAUCAAGAUCUAUGAGGACCCCACUGUGACGAGGACAGAGCUGACUGUAAGGCUGGAGCAUGCUUUCCUGAUCGGCACCAGGGCCAAGGACGUGGACAUGAGAAACCGCUUCAUGAGCAUCUUCGACCGGGCGUUGUCCAAGACCGCGAGCUAUCGGCUCAACUACGUGUUGACCCUCCAGAACUGGGACACUUUGGCCGAUUCCUUCUGGUUGAGACAGGCCUCGCAACUCAUAAUGGGUAGUGUCGAGAUGUCGAUGCCUGCACGUCUUCACUCGGAGGACGUCAGAGUGUGCCCUAUGUCUCAGUUGUUCAGUCCAGGUCUUGUGAACCCGGAGCAAGGCAAGGAUGAUUUAAUGAUUGAGGAUAACCUUGAAGCUCUGGUACUCGCUCAACGACGCUUCAAUCAAGAAAUCCAUGAGGUCAAAGUACGCGAUUUGCUUGAGCCUCUUACUCAGUUGCAGCACACCGACGAUAAUGUCGCCUACGAUGUCUGGGUUAAGCUCUUCCCGCUUUGUUGGUCAGCGUUGACCAGGGACGAGCGCCUCGAUCUCGAGAAGGGAAUGGUCACACUCCUUACGAGGGAGUAUCACCAAAGACAGCUCAACUUGCGUCCCAAUGUCGUCCAAGCUUUGCUCGAGGGUGCUGUUCGAGCCAGACCACGGUUCAAGGUACCUCCGCACGUGAUGAAAUUCCUGAGCCGCACUUACGAUGCCUGGUACACGGCGCUCAUCUCACUGGAGGAAUCGACCGUUGAUCCCCUGAUCGACACUCCUGCGGUCCGCGAGAGUAAUCUUGACGCCCUCAUUGAGGUGUAUGCGGGCCUUCAGGAGGAAGAUCUCUUCUAUGGAACGUGGAGAAGACGGUGUAAAUUUAUGGAGACAAACGCGGCCCUGUCCUAUGAACAGCACGGUAUCUGGGACAAAGCCCAACAGCUCUGGGAGUCAGCACAAGUCAAGGCGCGAACUGGCGUGGUUCCAUUUUCGCAAGGGGAGUAUUAUCUCUGGGAAGAUCACUGGAUGAUAUGUGCUCAGAAACUCCAGCAAUGGGAUAUACUCGGCGAAUUCGCCAAACAUGAAAAUUUCAGCGACCUGCUACUUGAAUCGGCUUGGAGGAAUUAUGAAGCCUGGUCUGGUGAUGAGAACCGUAAUCAGCUGGACUCUAUGAUCAAAUCCGUCUCCGACGCCCCGACGCCGAGACGCACCUUCUUCCAGGCAUUCAUGGCCCUGCUACGGUACAAUUCCAAACAAGUCUCACGGGCAGAGUUCCAGCAUGUCUGCGACGAGGCCAUCCAACUCUCGAUUCGCAAGUGGCAUCAGCUUCCCAAGCGGAUAACAAACGCCCACAUUCCGAUUCUGCAACAAUUCCAGCAACUUGUUGAGCUGCAUGAUGCUAGCGUUAUUUGCGAUAGCCUUAUGGGUACCAACGAGCGUAAUCUCGACAACAAAUCUCAAGAAGUCAAGCUACUGCUUCAAGCGUGGAGAGAUCGCCUGCCGAACAUCUGGGAUGACAUCAACGCCUGGCAAGACCUGGUCACCUGGCGUCAGCACGUCUUCCAGCUCGUCAAUACCACAUACCUGCCUCUUCUACCCCAAGGUGGCAACAACGUCGGAAACAACUCCUACGCCUUCCGGGGCUACCAUGAAACGGCUUGGAUUAUCAACAAGUUCGCCCACGUCGCUCGAAAACAUCAGAUGCCUGAGGUCUGCAUCAACCAACUCGGAAAGAUUUACACUCUACCGAACAUUGAGAUCCAAGAAGCUUUUCUAAAGCUGAGGGAGCAGGCCAAAUGCCAUUACCAGAACAAAGUAGAGCUGAACAGCGGCCUUGAUGUGAUCAACAACACCAAUCUCAACUAUUUUGGCGCGCAACAGAAGGCCGAGUUCUAUACAUUGAAGGGUAUGUUUUUGGCAAAGCUCCAACAUGCAGAGGAGGCCAAUGAAGCUUUUGGUGUUGCAUUGUACUAUGAUCUCCGCUUGCCGAAAGCAUGGGCUGAAUGGGGCCAAUACUCUGAUCGCAAGUUCAAGGAGAAUCCAGCCAAUAUUGAAGCUGCCAGCAAUGCAGUCAGCUGCUAUCUUGAAGCAGCAGGGCUCUACAAGAGUGCAAAGUCGAGAAAAAUGCUCAGCCGAGUCUUGUGGCUGCUUAGCCUGGACGAUGAAGAAGGCCACAUUGCCAAGGCAUUCGAAGACUUCAAGGGUGAGACCCCGGUGUGGUAUUGGACUACUUUCGUACCGCAGCUCCUCGGUAGUCUCGAACACAAGGAAGCACGUCUUGCGAAGUCCGUGCUCGUUAAGAUCGCGAAAGCUUUCCCUCAGGCAUUGUUCUACCACCUGCGUGCGACAAGGGAAGAUUUCCUGGGCAAGAAGAAACAGUAUGAAGUGCAGAGAGCCAAGCAACAGAAGCCCCAAGACGACAAGAAGGAGAGCACUUCACGCCCAGGUACAGCUAACAGCGAAACCGCAGCCAAUGGAACGGCAUCUCCGAAGCCCAAGCAAGAAGAUGGAGACGCCAGCCAGGGUAAUGGCACCGACGCCGAGAAGAAACCGGAAGAGCCCAAGAAGCCUUGGGAUUACACUGACGAGAUCAUGGCGGGUUUGAAGACCGCUUUCCCAUUGCUCGCCCUUAGCAUGGAGACAAUGACAGAUCAGCUCUCCAAACACUUCAAGUGUCCGCCGGACGAGGAUGCCCACCGAUUGAUUGUUGCGUUGUUGAAUGAUGGCCUACAUUACAUCAGUCGGGCGCCCAUGACUUACGCCGAAGGCGCCAAACUGCCUCCCCAGACUGAAGCCAAUGUUGCCCGAUUUGUGCAGUCUGUCCUGCCUGCCCACAUCCGCAAGUCAUUCGAAGCGGACUUUGUGCAGACCAAGCCGACCAUGUACGAGUACAUCCACAAGCUGCGCAAGUGGCGAGACAAGUUCGAACAGAAACUCGACAACAGACAGCAAUGGGCGCCGCUCGAAUCCUACAGCCACCAUCUGAGCGAGUUCAAGUUCCUCAAAUUCGAUGAUUCGGUCGAAGUCCCCGGACAGUAUCAGCAGCACAAGGACAAGAACACCGAUUUCGUCCGCAUCGAGCGAUUCAUGCCGACCGUCGAACUCGUCCGGGGCAACAGCAUCUGUCACCGCCGGUUGACGAUUCGUGGCCAUGACGGCUCUCUGCAUCCUUUUGCCGUCCAGCAUCCGACAGGAGGCAAAGUGCGCCGUGAGGAACGCAUUGUCCAGCUCUUCCGCAUCUUCAACCAGACCCUCGCCAAACGCAAAGAAUCGCGUCGGCGGAACCUAUAUUUCCAUUUGCCCAUCUUUGUGCCGAUAGCACCGCAUAUCAGGCUGGUGCAAGACGACGCCUCCUACAUUACCCUGCAAUCUGUCUACGAAGAACAUGUACGCAAAUUGCCUCCCAACACCAUCUCUCGCGACGACCCGCUUCUCUUCGUGCUGGAAAAAUCCCGCACCAUCGCCGAACAGCAAAAGACUACCCCGCGGACACCCGAACAAGUGGCCAUCAUGAAGACCGAGAUCUUCAGCACGAUUCAAGAACGCUGGGUCCCCAAUACCAUCGUCCUAAAGUACUUCCAAUCCACGUACCCCUCCUUUGAAGACUUCUGGCUCUUCCGUAGACAAUUCUCCUAUCAGUUCGCGGCGACGACAUUCAUGACCUAUGUCAUGCACAUGUCCGCGCGCUAUCCGACGAAGUUCUCCAUCUCCAGGGCCACGGGGGAUAUCUGGGCGAGCGACCUGCUUCCCAACCUGAACUCCACAAGAGCAUUGUUCUACAACCCUGAACAAGUCCCUUUCCGGCUUACGCCCAACCUCCAGACACUGAUGGGCCCUCUUGGGGUAGAAGGGAUCUUCACCGCCUCGCUCAUGGCGAUUGCGCGCUGUUUGACCACCGCCGACGGAGGCGAUGGAGCUGCCGGUAGCGGGUACGAAAUGGAACAGCAACUCGCCGUAUUCGUGCGGGAUGAGAUGUUCAACUGGGCAGCAGGAAGACCGCAGAACGCUCAAGGCGCCGAACAGAAAAUGGAGGGCAACCAUCUUCGGGAACUUGUGGCCAUGAAUGUGGACUUCAUCACCAGAAGGGCGUUGACGUUGGCCAAGACGCAGGGCACUGUUAAUCCCAGCACUUCCGCCGGUGGCAGUGGCGCCGGGCAGGGAGCCGCGAGCGGCACAGGAGCGGAAGGCUCUGGUGGUAGCAGUGGGACUGCCACGACGCCAGGCGGCACUGGCGUGCUACCGGCGUGUCAGAAUGUGGUGGACUUGAUAAGUAAGGCGACAGAUCCGACGAGGUUGAGUUCUUUGGAUGGGUUGUGGAUGCCUUGGCUUUGA